Molecule: messenger RNA, 646 nt
Organism: Sitodiplosis mosellana (orange wheat blossom midge)
Lineage: Eukaryota; Metazoa; Arthropoda; Insecta; Diptera; Cecidomyiidae
Product: protein transport protein Sec61 gamma-2 subunit
Exons: 2
Coding region: 178-384 (68 amino acids)
Biological process (GO): post-translational protein targeting to membrane, translocation; protein targeting
Cellular component (GO): Ssh1 translocon complex; membrane
Molecular function (GO): transmembrane protein transporter activity
Source: RefSeq, a predicted model, not a curated record
CAGGCGCACAUCUGACAACCCGAAAAAUCAUGGAACGUCAUCGGUACAUUAAUGCGACGUGUAAUAGUCGUGUGGCACGUAUCAAGUCAAUCCACUACGAGAACCGCACUACAACUCACAUUCGAUUUACUAACUCGCUUGUGAAAGACAGCUUAACAAAUCAACUUCAAAAAGAAAAUGGAUCAAGUCAUUAAAUUCUGCGAACCAGGCCGUUUGUUUGCCAAAGACUCAAUCCGUUUGGUGAAACGAUGCACAAAGCCGGAUCGUCGUGAAUUCCAGAAAAUUGCAAUUGCCACAGCCAUCGGUUUCUGUAUUAUGGGCUUCAUCGGUUUCUUCGUCAAACUCAUUCAUAUUCCAAUUAACAACAUCAUCGUCGGUUCAUAAGCCAACUCAACAAACACGCACCAAGCAACUCAUUUCGAUUUUGAAGUAUUGCUACCAAACACCAACUCAGCUGAAGCAUACAAAAUCAUUGGAAUUUCACUUAUAAUAAGUAAAUUAAUCUUUUUUUUUCUGUUUCUAUCCCUCAUAUGAUUUGUUUUUUGUAAUGAAAUUUUUCAACCACAACAUGUAUUUAAUCAGAGUAUGAUACAAAAAGGCAUGAAAUCACAAAAAUAAAAGUAUAUUGUGUAAUAAGACAAAUCAA